Messenger RNA from Sphenostylis stenocarpa, 1101 nucleotides. Lineage: Eukaryota; Viridiplantae; Streptophyta; Magnoliopsida; Fabales; Fabaceae. The record is from the annotation of a GenBank genome assembly.
AUGGCUCGCUACUCUCUCUGCGCUCUACUUCUCUUAGCCGCCGUGGCCGCAGCCGCUGCCGCUGCGGCCAACACCGACACCGACGACAUCCUGAUCCGGCAGGUGGUGCCGGAGGGCGAGGUGGAGGACCACCUGCUGAACGCGGAGCACCACUUCUCGACCUUCAAGGCGAAGUUCGGGAAAACCUACGCGACAAAGGAGGAGCACGAUCAUCGCUUCGGCGUAUUCAAGUCAAACCUGCGCAGGGCGAGGCUUCACGCGCAACUCGACCCCUCCGCUGUCCAUGGCGUCACCAAAUUCUCCGAUCUUACUCCGGCGGAGUUCCAACGCCAGUUCCUCGGCCUCAAACCGCUCCGGUUGCCGGCGCACGCACAGAAGGCCCCCCUCCUCCCUACCAACAAUCUCCCCAAAAAUUUCGAUUGGAGAGACAAAGGAGCCGUCACUAACGUCAAGGACCAAGGUUCGUGUGGUUCGUGUUGGUCUUUCAGUACCACGGGGGCGUUGGAAGGAGCUCACUUUCUGGCUACCGGUGAGCUAUUGAGCCUUAGCGAGCAACAGCUUGUGGAUUGCGACCAUGUGUGUGAUCCAGAACAAUAUGGAUCGUGUGACGCAGGCUGUAAUGGUGGUUUGAUGAACAACGCAUUUGAGUACAUACUUGGGUCUGGGGGAGUACAGAGAGAAAAGGACUAUCCAUACACUGGAAGAGAUGGCACCUGCAAAUUUGACAAAAGCAAAAUUGCAGUUUCGGUGUCUAAUUACAGUGUGGUUUCCCUUGACGAAGAACAGAUUGCUGCAAAUCUUGUGAAGAAUGGCCCUCUUGCAGUUGGUAUCAAUGCAGUUUAUAUGCAGACAUACAUUGGUGGUGUCUCUUGUCCAUACAUCUGUGGGAAGCAUUUGGAUCAUGGGGUUCUUCUGGUGGGUUAUGGUGAAGGUGCAUAUGCUCCUAUUCGUUUUAAGGAAAAGCCUUACUGGAUCAUUAAGAAUUCAUGGGGGGAGAACUGGGGAGAGAAUGGAUACUACAAGAUCUGUAGAGGUCGAAAUGUAUGUGGAGUGGAUUCCAUGGUCUCAACUGUAGGUGCUCUACAUUCAUCCAGCAGCUAA